Peniophora sp. CBMAI 1063 is the source of this 1329-nucleotide messenger RNA. NCBI's taxonomy places the organism in Eukaryota, Fungi, Basidiomycota, Agaricomycetes, Russulales, Peniophoraceae. The record is from the annotation of a GenBank genome assembly.
AUGCGCCUGUAUUUCGUCUGCGCCCUAUGGCUCACUCCCGUCUGGGCCGCCUCGAAAUGCUCUCUCAAGGCGGCUCCCACGGGAGGCGCCCGAGGUUCAGCUGGUAGCGGGUCGGGGACAGCGUCUGGCUCUGCGAGCACGAACUCGGGCGCAUAUAUCGCCGCGGCGUGGUAUGCGGCAUGGCAUAGCAGCGACUUCACACUGUCGGAUAUAACCUGGUCGAGCUACUCUUCCAUGAUAUAUGCAUUCGCAACCACCACGUCGGACGUCAACACUCUUGGGUUGGCAUCAUCCGAUGAAGAGCUUCUACCUCAGUUCGUACAGACCGCUCAGAAGAAUGAUGUCAACGCUAUUCUCUCUAUCGGCGGUUGGGGAGGAUCGCAGUACUUCUCGAGCGCUGUUGGGUCCGCUACGAAUCGAACCGCAUUCGCGAAGACUGUCAUGGCUGCAGUGAACAAGUACGGCCUCGACGGUGUGGAGUUCGAUUGGGAGUAUCCCGCAAAACAAGGCGAAGGCUGCAACAUCGUCGCCAUGGACGACAGCGCCAACUUCCUCGCGUUUCUCAAGGAGCUCCGAACCCAAGAUGGCGCAGACAGCAUGCUGGUGUCUGCUGCCGUCUCCCUCACACCAUUCAUCGGCUCGGACGGCCAACCCAUGAGCGACGUGUCUGCUUUCGCUGAGGUGCUGGACACCAUCGAGGUCAUGGAUUAUGACGUCUGGGGCUCAUGGUCCAGCACUGUUGGCCCCAAUGCGCCUUUGUACGACGACUGCGCGCCCGAGGCCGAAGGUUCAGCUGCAUCCGCUCUCACAGCAUGGACCGGCGCGGGCUUCCCUGCCAGUCAGAUCAUCCUUGGCGUGGCUUCCUACGGCCAUAGCUUCAGCGUCACCAAGUCGUCCGCUCUCCUUGCGAACGGGAGCCUUGCACUUUACCCGUCAUUCAACUCUGCAAACCAACCAGCUGGUGAUAAGUGGGACUCGACAGCAGAUGGCUCUACAGAUAGCUGUGGGGACGAGGACACCGUGGGCGGCGUCUUCGACUUCUGGGGCCUGGUGGACGGCGACUUCCUCGACACAAGCGGCGCUGCGCUCAUGGGGAUUGAUUACAUCUACGACGAGUGUAGCCAGACGCCUUUCGUCUACAACACCACAACUCAGGUCAUGGUCUCGUAUGACGACAUGACUUCAUUCGCUGCGAAGGGACAAUGGAUUCAGUCCAACGGCUUAGCUGGAUUCGCGAUGUGGGAGGCAGGCGGUGACUACAAGGAUAUUCUGCUCAACGCCAUCAGCAGUGGAAUAGGUAUCGACAAAACCAAGUGUAGCGGUUCUUAA